This is a messenger RNA of Symbiodinium natans, 1005 nucleotides long. The record is from the annotation of a GenBank genome assembly. NCBI's taxonomy places the organism in Eukaryota, Dinophyceae, Suessiales, Symbiodiniaceae.
AUGUGGCAGCUUCCUGCCGGGCCCAUUGCCGCGUUCUUGGAAGACCAGGUGCUGGCAACGUGGCAUAGUGAUGCUGCAGAGGUGUUUGAGGAUUGGGCCGAGCUCCGUUGCUUGAUCAUGCAAUGGGUCGAGACAACCGCUUUUCAUGUUGUGCAAGAUGCUGCUGAGGCCGAGUUUUCCUCCUGCCGGGGGAAUAGACAAGGAUGUAAGUUAUCACCGUCGCUGUGGGUGUGCGUGUCAGUGUACUUGCUGCACCUCAUCGAACAGGAGAUGGGACAGACCUGGUGCAACGAGCAUCUGGUGGGGUUCGCAGAUGAGACUCACUUGAGGUGGGACAUCCUUAAUGCUCCGCAGCUCCACCAGGCUUUGGGCCAAGCGCAUCGAGUACUUCAAAUCCUCGAACAGGCGGGCCUCAAGCUCUCUCCAGAAAAAACAGCGCGUCUUCUACGCCUAGAAGGUGUGCAAGCAGCCAACAUCAAACGAAAAAUCAUUGAGAAGACCAAGGACGGCCGGCGCCUCAAGCUGGGACUCGAUUACGUUUUGCCGCUCAAGCAAGAACAUGUGUACCUUGGAGCUUGCGUUACGUACUGGGACUUUGAGCACAAGAACAUGAAGCAUAGAGUACAUGCAGGCAAGGUCGCUUUUCAGCGUGUUCGUAAGUUUCUCACGGCAGAGAAAGCAGCCACCUUGCAGAAGCGACUUCGGCUGUGGAAGGCUAUUAUCAUCCCAACGGUCAUGUACUCAAUCACUGCUUCCGGUGUUCUCCCUAAGGGCUUCGAGAUGCUGCGUGUCAUGUUGACCAAACAAGCACGAGCGAUAGCACGCAGCCCCAGGUACAGGAUGGGAGGCGAGAGUGGAGAUGAGGCCAUCACCGAAUCAGAUGCGACAAUCUGGCAAAAGGUGGGGAUUGGCAGCGUCUUGAGGCCACAGUCGCUACUACAGCUCCUUGAGGGCGCACAAGGCCAAGCUACACAGCGCAGAAAGAAGACAAACACCUGCGCCUGA